Molecule: messenger RNA, 876 nt
Organism: Nymphalis io (European peacock)
Lineage: Eukaryota; Metazoa; Arthropoda; Insecta; Lepidoptera; Nymphalidae
Product: 15-hydroxyprostaglandin dehydrogenase [NAD(+)]-like
Exons: 1
Coding region: 40-792 (250 amino acids)
Cellular component (GO): cytoplasm
Molecular function (GO): oxidoreductase activity, acting on the CH-OH group of donors, NAD or NADP as acceptor
Source: RefSeq, a predicted model, not a curated record
AUAAGAACUCAAUCUUAAGUUGCAGAUCGUAACGUUAACAUGGCGAGGGAAUUAAAAAAUAAAGUUGUUGUUAUCACCGGUGGUGCGGUCGGCAUCGGUUUUGAAAUCGCCGAUAGAUAUCUACAGAAAGGUGCCAAGGUUACCGUCCUACUAGAUAUCGAUGAAAGACAAGGAACAGAAGCAGCGAAAAGCCUAUGCACUAAACAUGGUGCUAACAGGGCUGUUUUCAUGAAAUGCGACGUCACAAAAGAUUUGGAACCCGUAUCUAACAAAAUCAUCGACACAUACAAAACAGUUGAUGUGCUAAUAAACAAUGCUGGAAUAUUAAAUGAUCAACUCGGAAAGAAAACGAUUGAUAUCAACGUUUGGGCUUUGAUUGAAUGGUCUAUGAAGUUUUGGGAGCACAUGAGAACUGACAAAAAGGGCAAAGGAGGUACUAUCAUCAACUUGGCUUCAAUUUAUGGUUUCCGAGUCGAUCAAUAUUUGCCGAUAUAUCAAGCUUCGAAGUUUGCCGUGAUGGGCUUCACGAAAUCAUUGGGACACGCCUAUAAUUUCAAUAGAUCAGGUAUAAGGGUCCUUGGUAUUUGCCCAGGAUUUACUGAAACGAAACUAACUGCGGAACCCAAGACCUGGGAUGAUCAGGGCUUAGGCAAGGACUUCGGUGUGUUUAUUAAGAAGCAGCUUUGGCAGAAAGUGGACUCGGUUGGUAAAGCUGCAGUGGAUGUAUUUGAGAAGGCGAACAGUGGCACUGCAUGGUUGAUAGAAGGAGCAAAGCCUAUCGUUGAAGUUUAAUAUUAAAACGGUAAAGAUUUUAAUAUAGAACGUUGUUUUUUAAUCUGUUGUACUUUGUUUUAUAUAAAAUAUGAAUUCAUUCAC